Molecule: messenger RNA, 475 nt
Organism: Uranotaenia lowii
Lineage: Eukaryota; Metazoa; Arthropoda; Insecta; Diptera; Culicidae
Product: larval cuticle protein LCP-17-like
Exons: 2
Coding region: 59-382 (107 amino acids)
Cellular component (GO): chitin-based extracellular matrix
Molecular function (GO): structural constituent of chitin-based larval cuticle
Source: RefSeq, a predicted model, not a curated record
CUGUAUGAUUCUAUCCAUAAAGACAUCGAAGCAGGAACCCUGAAACGAUAUUUUUAAAAUGAAAUCAUUAGUUAUCCUAUCCUUGUUUAUGGUGAUAAUGUCCACCGUUGCCCGUCCGGAAGUAAUGGUCAAAACUCAAGAGCUGGACAUCGCCUCCGAUGGAACAUUCAAACACAACUACGAAUUAGACGAUGGUACUGUAGCUCGAGCAGAAGGUGAUGCCAAUAAUGUCAAUGGUUUUUUCAAAUAUCAAACACCGGAAGGAGAAAAUGUCGAAAUAACGUACAUGGCGGACGCUCUCGGUUAUCAUCCACAGGGUUCGCAUAUUCCGGCCCAUCUGACAAAAGUAUUGAACUACAUCCGUUCUACCAAUAAACUGUGAAAAAGUAAUUAAACGUCGCGAAACAAUAGUUGAAAGCAAUUUCCUUUUAUUUUAUAUAUAAUUCAUUACACAAGAUAGUCAUUCUAGAUGCAA